AUGUUUCUUCGUGGGUGGACUAUAUAAACGUGUUUAUUUCUGUUCCUCAUUCUUCUGUAUCCCGCAGGAGCUCUCCGAUAAACAUCGUGCAUAAUGUUCUAACGGUUCUUCUUCGUGAAUUGUGCUCGAAAGUGAUAAACGGGAAGUGUUCCCUGCCACUGAAUAUCUCUUUUUCCUCCGUGUUCUUUUCGCAUUCAAAUUGUCGGUGUGCACUUUCGACCUUUCUGUGAAAAAUGCACAGGUUUUCCUUGGUUUGGAUCAGUACAUUUUCAUUGCUCCUAACGCGUAUCGACAGCGGCGUUGGCCUCUACGAAAAAGCGCCGCACAUUAUUGUGUUUAUGGCUGACGAUUUGGGUUGGAAUGAUGUUGGUUUUCAUGGCUCGAAUCAGAUACCAACCCCCAAUAUUGAUGCUCUCGGAUAUAAUGGAGUUAUACUGAAUCGACAUUACGUAUUACCAUCCAGUACACCUUCUAGGGCUGCGUAUUUUACUGGACAAUACCCAAUACGCAUUGGCAUGCAGGGAACUGGAAUUCAAGGCGGUGAACCACGUGGUCUGCCACUGAACAUAAAAAUUUUACCAGAAUAUUUACGAGGAUUAGGGUACACUACAAAGUUAAUUGGAAAAUGGCACUUGGGGUUUCAUACACCCCAGUACACACCACCACACAGGGGCUUCGAUUCUUUUCUUGGUUUUUACAAUAGCUACAUUACUUAUUACAAUUACAGUUAUUCUAAUCAGAACAUGGCUGGCUUCGAUAUGCAUCGUGGAGACGAUCCUGCUCACGGAAUUGACCGCGAAUAUGCUACAGACUUCUUCACCGAAGAAGCGAUUAGGAUUAUCGAGAAACACGAGAAUCCCAGACCACUUUAUCUUCAUAUAUCGCAUCUCGCAGUUCACGCCCCGCUAGAAGAACCCGUGGAUCUGUACAACGACAAGCAAUUCACUCAUAUUCGUGAACCAAACCGACGGACAUAUGCCAAAAUGGUGUCGCAGUUGGACGAUUCGGUUGGAAGGAUUUUUCACGCAUUAGGAGAGAAAGGAAUGCUCAGGGACUCUUUGAUCCUGUUUCUCACUGACAAUGGGGCUGCGUCCAUUGGCCACGAUAGAAACUGGGGUUCAAACUAUCCUUUGAGAGGAACAAAAUAUACUUUGUACGAAGGAGGCGUGAGAGGUGUCGCAGCAUUAUGGUCACCGAGGCUACGGAAAUCAGCACGGGUUGUGCAUAAUUUGAUACACAUAACAGAUUGGCUGCCAACUCUUUAUGCGGCAGCUGGUGGAGACUUGAAAGAUCUAGGCGUGAUCGAUGGUGUCAAUCAAUGGCAAGUCCUUAGCGAAGGACGCGGGACUGGCAGGGAGAUCCUGUUACUAAAUAUCGACGAAGUUUUCAAAACCGAGGGAGCAAUAUACAGUCGGUUCAAAUUGCUGCGAGGUUCUAUCCAAAAUGGCAAUUACGAUGGAUAUUAUGGCGAUUCCGGCAGAAUGAGAGAUGUUGUGCCGUAUUCGGAGCAAGUAAUGAACAGUGCAGUAUCUCAGGGUAUCACCUAUCAUUUAGGAGGUCCAGUGACACAACCAAGUACUUUGCUGCAGUUACGAGAAGACGCGGCAACGCUCUAUUGUCGUCCAAAUAUGACGUAUAUUCGUAGGCACGGGUUUACCACUUGUAAUGUUACAGAAUGUUUAUUCGAUAUAAUAAAUGAUCCAUGCGAAACAAGAAACAUUGCCGCGGGUUACCCCAGAAUUGCGCGAGACUUGGACCUUUACCUAGAAAGAUACGGCCGCAUUUUAGUAAGGCAAACCAAAUUACCUGUCGACACAUUGGCCGAUCCUAGAAGAAGGAACAACACGUGGGAACCAUGGAUGAUGUCUGGAGUUAACGUAUACGUACCAAGCGCCGCAGCGAUGCUUGGAAAUUUAGUCUGUUGUGUCCAUCUGUUCUUCAUUUUUAUUUCGAUAUUGUUGAAUAAUUUCGUUUGAACGCGUUACUUUUAUCUUCGUAGUAAAGCGUUGUAAAUGUAACCUUAGAUCACAGAGACAUCGAGAAUUUAUUUAUUUUAGGAGAAAUUUAACAAUGUUACAUAUAUAUUUAUAGAACAAACAAAUAGUUUGAAUUUUAUACUCGCAUUACACAUGCAAUUCAGAGAUUAAAUAAUCAGAAAUGUGAUUAUGUAAGUUAGAUUCUUCUCGCUCUUAAAGACGUUUUGAAAUGAUGAUAUUUCGAUCACUUCGAUCUGUAUGUUUUUAUUAAUAUUUUCUUUCGCAUCUUUCUGUACGUAGUUUCAAAGUACAAAAUUAUUAUGAAAUUUUUUCUAGAUCAAAGGUUCAAAUAAGUUUCUCUGAAUGACUCUAUUGUAAAAAUUUAAAUAAGUUAGUACAAUCAAAAUGUAAUACCUGAAUAAAAUAUGCCAAUAAGAAUCAUCAGAACAAUAUAUCCAAACUGUCGGAGAUGUACUAGAAUAUUUUCUGUAAUAGUGAGCGAACCAAAUUUGAACAUGUUUACUGUAAAGUAACUUUUUUAAUGUUAUUAUGUACACAGUUCACGUGGUUUUAGAAUAAACGUUUUUUUUUCAUGCGCGAAAAUCGUGUACGGUGUAUGGGAAAUGACAUUUAAAAACUAAAUGCACACAUCCCCUUAAAAAUAACUAAUUUCAUCGAAUUAUGUUUUCUUCGCGUAAGAAUUUUCAAUUCUUAUUUGAAAAAUUGUUCAUAAUCAUCAAAGGUUUCGAAGAUAUUCGUAGAUUUCGAUUUAGAUAAUUCGCUCGGUACCUACUAUAAUCAAGGUACUUUGAGUUUUGCUAUACGGAAAUAUAAGUAUAGAAAAGACAGUUAUAACCAGGUCGUUAAAUCUAAAUAAAUGAGAACACACAAAAACUUUAAUUAAUUAAUCUCUAUGUCCUUACUGUUCUCCAUAAAAAUAUAGCCGAUACAAUUCAACAUGUUCUACAAUGUUAGGAAGUUUGACUGAAAUCAGAAUUUUUGAUUUAAGGGAAUUUAAUUUUCAUAAGCAAUCUGCACACAUUUUGAAGAUAUAGCAUAGCAAUCAUUAUCUUAUAUAAAUAUUGACAUUGCCGUUAAUGAAAAAGUUGGCAAUGAUAACACUAAUUAAAUUGCAUAGAUAGAUAUCAGUUCUUACCAAUAUAACAUCUUCCACUUAUCGCUUCUGCAAUAAAAGUUAUCCUACAUAAUCAGCAAACACAGCAAUUAGCAAAACAUCGGUAUACCCAAAUCGUUGCAUUUGAACACGGAAUUGUACGAAAGAAAUUAUUUAUUAUAUUGAAAUAACUUUUUACUGAAGUAGAUGAUUUAGAAAUUACGUUAAAUGAUUCAUAAUACAUUUUCGAAACCUUGCUUUUUUUUUAUUUUAUUUUUCACAAAGUACUAUCUAAGUUAACCAUCAAAAUUACCCAACGUCAAUUAUAUUCAUUUUAUUAAUUUAAUUGAAAAAAUGAUUUUCGUAAAUAUUUUUAUUUGAUGCAAUGUUUGAUAACAUUGAUAAUGUAAAUAAUUCUUUUUGUACAUGCAAUUGUGGAAAAGAUACAAAAUCAAUUUAACUUGUUUUUAGUGGCAUCCUACAUGUCUUUAUUUAUAAUAUGGUCGUGUUUAUUAAAUCGAAUUAAACAAUGUAUCUCAGAAAAUCAUAAAUUAAUAUUUUAUGUAUGUAAAUGUAUAAAUUAAUUUCAAAAUAAUUUCUAUAUUUUUAUGUACGAAAGUCUAUUUGCACCGAAUAAUGUCUCCCUUCAAACAGAGUACUUUAUAUAAAAUAUGCGGUAUUAUAUCUGAAGAGAUAAAUAAAAUCAGACAUAAGUAUUACUAGAAUUUAGCAUAAAAUUGCAUCAACUCAGUAUAUUCGGUAAAUCAAAAAUAUUAUGGAAUCAGAAAUCAUUGCAUUGUUAAUUGUUCAUAUAUAAAGAAAUGUAAACACUCCAAUAAAUACUUCAUUCCUUUCUGACAUAUAUUCCAAAUAGCAUUUUACAGACUAUCAUGCUCAUACUUCUAAAGAUAGUGCAAUAAUUUGUGACGAAUAGAUUAAAACUACUUAAAAACCUUUGACUUUGCAACCUAAGAACAGUGAAACGAUACAAUUUUGAACGA
Messenger RNA from Nomia melanderi (Alkali bee), 4091 nucleotides. RefSeq names its product arylsulfatase B. The record is from RefSeq and is a predicted model, not a curated record. NCBI's taxonomy places the organism in Eukaryota, Metazoa, Arthropoda, Insecta, Hymenoptera, Halictidae. Gene Ontology annotation, molecular function: sulfuric ester hydrolase activity.